This is a messenger RNA of Gymnogyps californianus (California condor), 5822 nucleotides long. RefSeq names its product angiomotin like 1 (gene AMOTL1). Bases 1 to 2904 code for a protein of 967 amino acids. Gene Ontology annotation, biological process: establishment of cell polarity involved in ameboidal cell migration; regulation of cell migration; angiogenesis. Gene Ontology annotation, cellular component: cytoplasmic vesicle; bicellular tight junction; plasma membrane. The transcript is spliced from 14 exons. The record is from RefSeq and is a predicted model, not a curated record. NCBI's taxonomy places the organism in Eukaryota, Metazoa, Chordata, Aves, Accipitriformes, Cathartidae.
AUGGACCCUGGUGAAAACUGGAAGCUGGAUGAAACCAACUGGUUGUCUCAUGGUGGGAUCCAUCCCUUUGCCAGUGUGAAAGGAGACAAUGAGCUCUCCGAAGGUGCCCCAGCCCUCUUUGCUCUGGAUCAGCUGGGCUCCACAUCUGUUUGUUACAAGCCUACCAGCCCAGUGCAGGUACUGGAAGACACUGGCUUUCUUUACCAGGAUCACCAGUUGUUUGCUGGCAGGCAUGAAGUUUCUCCUCUAACAGCUGAAGCGAUCAGUGCCAAAGAAAAAGCUGCCGAGGAGGCCCUCUGCACCCUGCGCCCACCCAGCUUCCGCCGGGUCCCAGAGGCGGAGAUGCGAGGGGCGGAGGAGGUGGCAGCCGGCACCGUCCUGCAGCGCCUGAUCCAGGAGCGGCUGAGGUAUGGCAACCCCAGCGAGAACAUGAACCUGCUGGCCAUACAGCACCAGGCGACGGGCAGCGCCGGCCCCUCUAACAGCACUGCCAGCACUCUCUCUUCCGCAGAAAACCUCGUGCCCGAAGACCCGCCAAUGGUCCAGCCGUCGGGGCGGCAGGAACCGCAGGGGCAGGAGCACCAGGGGGACGGUGCUGCGAUGGAGAAGCAGCCCCGGGCCCCGCAGCCCCCGCACGGCACCGAGGAGCUCCCCACCUACGAGGAGGCCAAGGCCCAGUCUCAGUUUUUCCGAGGCCAGCCGCCGCCGCCGCCGGCCACCGCCGCCACGCCGGGUUUUUAUGGCGCAUCCGGCCAGAAGUCCAGGACAGAAGGGAGGCCGACGGUGAACCGGGCCAACAGCGGGCAGGCGCAUAAGGAUGAGGCGCUCAAGGAGCUGAAGCAGGGCCACGUCCGCUCGCUGAGCGAGAGGAUCAUGCAGCUCUCGCUGGAGAGGAACGGGGCCAAGCAGCACGCCCCGGCCCCGGGGAGCGGGAAGGGCUUCAAGGCGGCCCCGCCGCCCAGCAAGGCCACGGACCCACGGGGCCCACCGCCCGAGUACCCCUACAAAGGCAAGGCGGCGGCCCCCAGCAGCAAGGCGCAGGAGCACGGGCUCUUCUACGGCGAGCAGCCCGCGCAGGAUGUCCUCAAGGCCUCCUAUGCCGCCCCCCAGCCCGCCCGGGCAGAGGUGGCCCUCGUCCGCUACCAGCCACCCCCAGAGUACGGGGUCAGCAGCCGACAAUGCCAGCCGCCCUUCCCGCUGCCGCCGGCCCAGCAGCACAGCCCCAUGUCCUCACAGGCCACUGCCGCUGGUGGCCCCCUGCUCCCGGGCGCCUUGCCCCCGCUGCCGGCCCCUGCCGCUGCCCAGACGCCGACGCCGACGGGCCAGCAGCUGACGCCCGACGCCUUCGCCAUCGUGGAGCGGGCGCAGCAGAUGGUAGAGAUGCUCUCUGAGGAGAACCACGUGCUGCGGCAGGAGCUGGAGGGGUACUACGAGAAGGCGGACAAGCUGCAGAAGUUUGAAAUAGAAAUUCAGAGGAUUUCAGAAGCUUAUGAGGGCUUGGUCAAGACCACCACUAAGAGGGAGUCUCUGGACAAAGCGAUGAGAAACAAACUCGAAGGAGAAAUUAGGAGACUUCAUGACUUCAACAGGGAUCUCCGUGAACGACUGGAGACAGCCAAUAGGCAGCUAGCCAGCAGAGACUUCGAUGGGCAUGAGGAUAAGUCAACAGAGGGCCUUUAUGUCACUCAGAACAAAGAGCACUUGAAGGAGAAGGAGAAGUUGGAGAUGGAGCUGGCAGCUGUGCGCUCUGCCAAUGAGGACCAGCGGAGGCACAUCGAAAUCCUCGACCAGGCCCUAAACAACGCGCAAGCCAAGGUCAUCAAACUGGAAGAGGAGCUGCGCAGGAAGCAGGCCUAUGUGGAGAAGGUGGAGAAGCUGCAGCAGGCGCUGACGCAGCUGCAGGCAGCCUGCGAGAAGAGGGAGCAGAUGGAGCGGCGGCUGCGUACACGCCUGGAGCGGGAGCUGGACUCGCUGCGGAUGCAGCAGAGGCAGGGCAGCUACCAGGCGAGCAGCCUCCCGGAGCACAAUGCCCCAGCCCUGAUGGAACUGGUGCGGGAGAAGGAGGAGAGGAUCCUGGCCUUGGAAGCUGACAUGACCAAGUGGGAGCAGAAAUACCUGGAGGAGAGUACGAUCAGGCAUUUUGCCAUGAAUGCCGUGGCCACAGCUGCAACGGAGAGGGACGCCUCGGCCCCGAGCCACUCACGCAACGGCAGCUACGGCGAGAGCGCGCUGGAGGUGCGGGGCUGGCAGGAGGAGGAGGAGAUCGUGCAAGCCAACCGGCGCUGCCAGGACAUGGAGUACACAAUAAAGAAUCUCCAUGCCAAAAUAAUUGAGAAGGAUGCCAUGAUCAAGGUCCUUCAGCAACGGUCACGGAAGGACCCUGGGAAAGCCGACAGCGCCAGCCUGCGACCGGCUCGGUCCGUCCCCUCCAUCGCCGCUGCUACGGGUGUGCAUUCGCGCCAGACCUCACUCACCAGCAACCAGAUAGCUGAGGAGAAGAAGGAGGAGAAGAUCUGGAAGGGAAGCAUAGGGCUGCUCUUGGGGAAGGAGCACCAUGACCACCCAUCGGGCCCCUCACUGCCUCCUCCGCUGCCCUCCUUGUCCUGCAUGCCCGUCCCAGUGCCGGUGGCCUCCCACGCGAAGACAGGCAGCAAAGACAGCAGCACCCAGACGGACAAAAGCACUGAGCUCUUCUGGCCCGCCGCUGCCUCCUUCCCCGGCCGUGGACGGCUGGGUACCACCCCGUCACACAGCCCAGCCCCACGGCCCCCGGGGACACGAGUGGCUGGCGAGAAACUGGAGAACUCCAGCCAUGGGAAGCCACCCGACAGCAAAGGCAGAGUGAGCAGCUUGCUCCACAAGCCCGAGUUUCCAGAUACAGACAUGAUGGAAGUCCUCAUCUGAGCAGAGGAUGGCACCUCUGGGGUUUCGUGUGUGUACAGCCAGGUCCAAGAUGGUCCUCGGUGUGCCAACCUUAAAAACUAACCCUGAGAGUUCGAAGAAAGAUACAGAAAGUUUGUGUCCGAAACGAAGCUUGAGUCUGAUAUAUUGAGACUUUGGACCAGGCGAGAAGUCAAGAGUGCUGAAGAGGAGUGAUAAAUGAACGUCUGGGAUUUUCUGAGCAGAAAGGGGCAUUGAAAACGGAAGGUGGUGUGAGAAGGGGAUCGUUGAGGGAAAAGGAAAUUGCAUUUUCUGGUGUAAAGAGAAGGUAGCGAAGUCACAGACUGGGUGCACACUGCCGCUCUGUUUUCCUGCCUCUCUGCAGCCGGGACAGGGAGCAAAAUCCUGGCUCUUCUGAGGCCAGAGGGAGUUUCUGAAUAACCCAGAGAAUCUUGCAUCUUCCUCAGUAUCAAUUCAUUUCUCGAAAGUAUUCACUGCUUAAUUUCGGUGAAUAAUUGGUCCAUAGGUGUACACGGCAGGUUCUUGUAAGUAUUUGUUUGAAGUGGUGUGGUGUGGUUUUCCUGGGCAGGCAGGUCAGGUGCCUCUUUCCUGGCUGGACAAGUGUUGCUCUUGGAGCUGGAUUUACAGUGCAAAUAUUUGUGUCUUGCAACCUCAGAGCUUGCUGAGACUUCUUUUUUUGGUAGGAGCAGUUGUUGGCUGGAAUUCCCAUGGAGGAUGAACGUAGAGGGGGGAAGGAGGACCCUGUUGAAGCAAUCCCUUUUGUAACGAUGGGAAGGUUUCAGGAGGGAAAGUCGAGGAAGGAUCCUGGCAGCUCCCCGAAGGGCUGUGCACUACAGAGCUCGUUCAGAGUGGGGUUGCGUGGGUGUGUUUUCAGUGGAGUUAAGCUGGGUUUGCAUGUGAGAUCAGAAGAUGCCUCUUACUGUGCACUGGUUCAUAGCAGUGGAAGAAUCAGUGUGUUUGUGGUAAGAACAGGAUUUUUCCUUAUUUUCAAUGCCUACAGCCAGAUCCUGCCUUCCUUGAGCAUACAAACCUGCUGUUCAAGCUGACGUGGGACUGGGCAUUAAGCGGUGUAGGAUCAGGCCAGGAAGGGUUUAACUGCAAAGCAGUACAUGAGCACUAUCUCUUUUCUGUGCUGAGCUGCAGUUUCUUUUGACCUUGUUUUACCCGGGAUGGAACAUUUCUCAUUUUCAGCUUAGUCCCUGAUUUCUGUAAGAGGUGGCGACUGUCUGUAAGACAGCCAACUCGCCAGCUGUGUUAAUUGUGGCAUACCAUUUGGUUCGUGCAUUGCACGUGCUGAUACGGAAAUUUUCCUCUGUGAGGUAUUUUUGUAUUGGCUUUGCGGUUCCUGAACCUCGUGGUGCACUGUAAUGACAUUAAGAAGAACUUGGCUUUGGGAAAAAGUGUGAUAGGAUUUUAUGUGAACCUGCCUAGAGUGGAAAAGUGAUGGGUGCUGGAAGUAAUCGUGUGCUCAGGGCUGGCUCAAGGUCACGCCUUCCUGUAGGUAUCGAAUCGCAGCCCUUGAUUGUGAAAACACCAGGCACUUUAAACUCUGCUUUCGCUGAAAACUGAAGUCCUUGCACCCUCAAAGCCUUCAGGGGCCAGAGCCUUGCACUCAAUACUGCCUGGCUGAUGCUUUUUUUUUUAAAAACAAGAUUGCUAUGUUACAUCUAUGCACUUAUUUUAGCGUGUACAUAGAAUUAGACAUACGUCUGUGUCGCCCUCUUUCUGAUUUUUGCACUUGUUAAACGAAGUAGUGGUAGGUAGGUUGUGCGGGCAAGCGAACUGUGUGUUUUGAGUAUUAGCAGCUUUGCAUUGUGAAACCAAAUGUGUAAAACCCUUGGAAGAUGUUACGCAGCUUAAUAUAUGCCUUGUAAAUUUUUUUUUUUCUCUGAAGUUAAUUUAAACGUUUUAAGUGCUUGCAUAAAAGCCAGGCCCACGCGUGGCAUCAGCGCCGACCCACCUCUGCGGCCCUUCCUCAAGCGUCUGUGGCAGGAGCGGGGCAGGAGGAAGACAAAGCAAGCGAAUACAAGUAAAACAAUGGUGAAUAUUUCAUUUCAUCAUUUUUCUCCAAGAAAUAAGGAUACCCAGGUGCUUGGAAGUCCCUAAGCAUUUUAUUACCAGCUGUAUUAUUUCUUUUGAUGAAACUGUUUAAUAAGUUGUGUACAGGCAGACAGCUAGGCGUCCAGCAGAAACAGUGUUGGAUCAGCGUGUGUGAUGUGGCUUUCAGUUAUGUUUGGUAGUGGUUCAGCUCAGCUUCUCCAAGUCAGCUAGAAUACAGCACUCCGCCUCCUCCUCCUCAUGGAGACCACAGUCUCUCCAGUUUCUGGUAUCCAAAGGUAUGUUUACAGUUGGUGCUGCCCCAGAUUCAUGGUCAUGUACAGGAAACUGUUCGUUAGAGACUACAGUGUAGGCAACUCUUGUAGGCAACAGCUCAAAUAAACCCAAAGGUUCAUUCUCCUCAAUUGUGUUGAACUCAAGAGAUGUUCAUUUUUCUGGAGGGAAGGUCUGGAGGACCAGCGGGUCUCCCCCCAGCCCGAGCACUAGCAGCACUUGCGUGGAGUACUACCGCCGUAUGUCAGCCCCUCUCAGCAGAGCGGCACAACUCCAUUUGUGCUGGUUUUCCCAGCUCUUUGAACUGUUCUGUGUUUUGGGAAACUGUGCUGUAGCCAUUCCAGGUGAUGUUGGUAACUAGUUGUAAAAUACUGUCAUUUUUUAUUGUCGUUGGUUGUAUAGAGAAGUUGGUGUACAGUGUUGUACAGCUGGAGGGUUAUUUGUACAUAGGGGGGAAAAUGAAGAACGUUAUGUGUCGCCCACAGCAAAUAUUGAUAUUGUUGGUCAGCCAAAGAUUUCUUAUUCUUUGCUGUUUAAACUUGUGCCUUAAUAUUGUAUAUAAUAAAUGGAUAAACAUGUUUAUUUUCUCA